ACGUUAUUAAUAUUCGAUUGCACUUAAAGCUAUUCCUAAUAACAUAUCAUGUGAUGACAUGUGGUGGCCCCCACUUAUAAUGUAAAAGACUGGACUGGACCGGACUGUUCUUAGGAAAGACCGAACGGUCUAGUCUUUUAAACAGUCCUCAAUUUUCGCAAACAGUCCACACUCUAAAAAAAGACUGGACUAUUAUCAGUCCGGUCUUUUAAAGGGACCUCAACUUUAGCAAACAGUCUACACUCUAAAAAAAAGACUAGAAUGUUAUCAGUCCGGUCUUUUUGUCUCACGGUCCAGUCCUAAAAAAAAAGACUGGACCGUAAAACAGUCCUCACUCAACAUUAAAAGACCGGACCGGACCGGACCGUGGCCAGUCUAAUCGUAACCCUUACAUUCUACCACGCCGCUGCGUCUUCGACGUUGCAGCCUAUGAAAGACGCAAAACUAGUUAAGAUUCGUCGGUGGCUGUCCGCACCCGAUCCGUCAACCAAUUACCGGAAAGCAAUCAAAGUCCGUCAGCCUGCCACUGGGCUUUGGCUUUUAGAGAGUGAAGUAUACUCCAAGUGGAAGAGCAAUGGGUCAUCCUUUGUCUGGCUCUAUGGGAUCUCUGGCUGCGGCAAAACUAUUCUAAGCUCGACGAUCACUCAGGACAUCCUCUUUUACUGUGACAACGAUCCUGGUAAAGUAGCUGCGUACUUCUACUUUGACUUCACCGAUACCGAUAAGCAGAAACCCCAGCUUAUGGUACGGUCGCUGAUCUCUCAGCUCUCGGAACAAUGCAUCAAAAUGCCUUCGGCCCUCGAGGCACUAUACUCAUCCUUGGAUAAGGGAAAUCGACAACCUCCCCUCGAUGCACUGAUGGAUGUUCUACAGCAGAUCCUUCAAGAGUUCCCCCAGUCAUAUCUGAUUCUAGACGCCUUAGAUGAGUGCGCAGACCGAGCUGAGCUGCUGAGUAUUCUCGAACAGAUGGCCGGUUGGCAACUCGAGGAAAUGCGUGUCGUGAUUACAAGUCGGAAAGAACGUGAUAUUGAGAACUCACUUGAGGACAUCGUCAGUAGAGAGUUUAUCAUCUGCCUCGAACACCAAGUAGUAGACAAGGAUAUUCAAACUUACGUUCGCCAGAGAUUGUCUGACGACAAGGGGCUAAAAAAAUGGCAAAAAGAUGCUGAUAUUAGGCGGGAGAUUGAAACUACUCUAAUGGAAGGCUCUCGCGGAAUGUUCCGAUGGGCUGUCUGCCAGAUGGACACAUUAGGGAAGUGUCGCACUCGGUUAGCGCUUCAAAAGGCUCUAAAAGCGCUACCAACAACACUAGAUGAGACGUACGAAAGAAUCUUGUGUACAAUCAGCGAAGCAGACUCAGAGCAUGCUAUGCGCAUCCUUCAGUGGCUGGCCUUUUCAUCCAGGCCGCUAUUAGUAGAAGAGCUCGCUGAGGUGGUCGCUAUCAAUGUAGAGCGAGAGACCGCCUUUGAUCGGGAUGAGGCCCUUGAGGACCCGAUGGACGUUCUAGAUAUUUGCUUGAGUCUUGUCUCAGUGGUUAUGAUAGAAGAGCCUUCUUUGAGUGAACCGAAUCGCCGCUUGAGUACAAUAUCCCGGACUGCCACAUUGGCCCAUUACUCCGUUCAGGAAUACCUCGUCUCCGCGCGCAUAUGUCAGGGUCGUGCCGCGCGGUAUAGCAUGCAACCGGAUGCCUGUCAUGGUUAUAUCGCAAAGGGCUCCAUUGGUUAUCUUCUCCAAUUUGAAAAGGUAUUAUUUGAUAGUUUCGAAUCUGCUAGAUGUCUCCAACAGGUCUAUACGCUAGCUCAAUACUCGGCUAAGCACUGGAUCAUCCAUACCAGUAACGGAGAAGAGGGCGACAAUCGGCUAAGUUAUUUAGCCACGAAGUUUCUCUCCACAAGAGACGGUGCUUAUCUGAACUGGCUUCGUCUAUACGACCCAGACAAAGCAUGGAGUACGCCUAACUUUAGAAGAGAAUUGGACUCGUGCCCUAACCCACUGUACUAUGCGUCACUUGGUGGUAUAGCAAACACCGCUAACCAAUUAGUUGAGGCGGGCGACGAUGUCAACGCGCAAGGAGGACACUUCGGCAACGCGCUCCAGGCGGCAUCAGUUGGAGGGCACCUCAAGGUCGUUGAGAUGCUGCUAAGCAAGGACGCUAAUGCCAAUGCGCAAGGAGGACACUUCGGCAACGCGCUCCAGGCGGCAUCAGUUGGAGGGCACGCCAAGAUUGUUGAGGUGUUGCUGAGCAAGGGCGCUGAUGUCAAUGCGCAAGGGGGAUACUACGAGAAUGCCCUCCAGGCGGCAUCAGGUGAAGGCCACGACAAGAUCGUUGAGAUGCUGCUAAGCAAGGACGCUAAUGCCAAUGCGCAAGGAGGACACUUCGGCAACGCGCUCCAGGCGGCAUCAGUUGGAGGGCACGCCAAGAUUGUUGAGGUGUUGCUGAGCAAGGGCGCUGAUGUCAAUGCGCAAGGGGGAUACUACGAGAAUGCCCUCCAGGCGGCAUCAGGUGAAGGCCACGACAAGGUCGUUGAGAUGCUGCUAAGCAAGGGCGCUGAUGCCAAUGCGCAAGGAGGAGACUUCGCCAAUGCCCUCCAGGCGGCAUCGGUUGGAGGGCACGUUAAGAUCGUUGAGGUGCUGCUGAGUAAGGGCGCUGAUGUCAACGCGCAAGGAGGAUACUUGGGCAACACGCUCCAGGAGGCAUCAGUUGGAGGGCACGUCGAGAUCGUCGAGGUGUUGCUGAGCAAUGGCGCUGAUAUCAAUGCGCAAGGAGGACACUACGGCAAUGCGCUCCAUGCAGCAUCAGCUGGAGGACACAACAAGAUCGUCGAGGUGCUGCUGAGCAGGGGCGCCGAUGUCAACGCGCAAGGAGGAUACUACAGCAACGCUCUCCAGGCGGCAUCAGCUGGAGGCCACGACAAGAUCGUCGAGGUGCUGCUAAGCAAAGGAGCUGUACGAGAUAUAUGA
This is a messenger RNA of Pseudogymnoascus destructans, 2961 nucleotides long. RefSeq lists its product as uncharacterized. Gene Ontology annotation, molecular function: protein binding. Bases 430 to 2961 code for a protein of 843 amino acids. The transcript has 4 exons. The record is from RefSeq and is a predicted model, not a curated record. NCBI's taxonomy places the organism in Eukaryota, Fungi, Ascomycota, Leotiomycetes, Thelebolales, Thelebolaceae.